GCAGCUAGGAGGUAGCAAGCGAGCGGACACACUAGCGGCGUGCUCUCAGGUCACCGGCGGUGGGCACGAUGAGACCCGGAGAGGAGCGGCCGGUGGACGGGGGCGCCUGCGCGGGCGUCUCCGAGCUGGAGCUGCUGAAGCUGCGCGCCGCGGAGCGCAUUGACGAGGCGGCCGAGCGCCUGGGGGCCCUGAGCCGCGCGAUCUGGAGCGAGCCCGAGCUGGCCUACGAGGAGCACCGGGCCCACGGCGUGCUGACCCGCUUCUUCGAGUGCGAGCCUCCGGUCGCCUCGUGGACGGUGCAGCCGCACUACCACCUGGCCACGGCCUUCCGCGCCGAGUGGGGGCCGCCGGGGGCCGGCGCGACGCAGCGGCCGCUGCAGCUGGGCUUCCUCUGCGAGUACGACGCGCUGCCGGGCAUCGGGCACGCCUGCGGCCACAACCUGAUCGCCGAGGUCGGGGCGGCGGCCGCACUGGGCGUGAAGGGGGCCCUGGAGAGCCUCCCCGGACCGCCUCCGCCGGUGAAGGUAAUUGUCCUGGGAACCCCUGCAGAAGAAGAUGGUGGUGGCAAAAUUGAUUUAAUUGAAGCAGGGGCUUUUAAAAAUCUUGAUGUUGUUUUCAUGGCCCACCCAUCCCAAGAGAAUGCUGCUUACCUUCCUGAUGUGGCUGAACAUGACAUGACUGUAAAGUACUAUGGAAAAGCCUCCCAUGCUGCUGCGUAUCCCUGGGAAGGAUUAAAUGCAUUGGAUGCUGCCGUUCUCGCCUACAACAAUCUGUCUGUUUUGAGACAGCAAAUGAAACCAACCUGGAGAGUCCAUGGCAUAAUAAAAAAUGGUGGUGUAAAACCCAAUAUCAUUCCCUCUUAUUCCGAAUUAAUCUAUUACUUCCGUGCACCCUCAAUGAAAGAACUUCCAGUUUUGACCAAAAAGGCAGAAGAUUGCUUCAGAGCUGCAGCUUUGGCUACUGGGUGUACAGUAGAAAUAAAAGGUGGAGCCCACGAUUAUUACAAUGUUCUUCCCAAUAAGAGUCUGUGGAAAGCUUAUAUUGAAAAUGGAAAAAAACUGGGAAUAGAAUUUAUUUCAGAAGACGCAAUGCUGAAUGGCACUUCAGGGUCUACUGAUUUUGGAAAUGUCACUUUUGUGGUUCCUGGGAUUCAUCCAUAUUUUUACAUUGGAACUGAUGCCUUGAAUCAUACAGAACAAUACACUGAAGCUGCAGGUUCACAAGAAGCUCAGUCCUACACUUUACUUACCGCCAAGGCUCUGGCAAUGACUGCAUUGGAUAUUAUUUUUAAACCAGAGUUGCUAGAGAGAAUCAAAGAGGACUUCAAGUUGAAACUUCAAGAAGAAGGGUUUUCAAAUACAGUAGAAUAAAAGGAAGAUCUAGGAGCCACUUAUGGAUCAUUGAGAAGUAAUGAUUUUUUCUUUAAUCUUUUUUAAUGAUGGAGGAGGGCAUCCUUAAUUUUUAGUGUUAAGGGAUUCAAAUUCCUCUUACCUGAAACGUGAGAACAUGAUGUAGAGAAAACACAUGACCUCAUACCUAAAAUGAAAGUUUUCAGGGGUGCCUGGCUGGCUCAAUCAGUAGAGCUUGUGACUCCUGAUCUCAGGGUCAUGAGUUUGAGC
Neogale vison (American mink) is the source of this 1619-nucleotide messenger RNA. It is a transcript of the gene PM20D2, whose product is annotated as peptidase M20 domain containing 2. Gene Ontology annotation, molecular function: dipeptidase activity. Bases 69 to 1370 code for a protein of 433 amino acids. The transcript has 7 exons. Lineage: Eukaryota; Metazoa; Chordata; Mammalia; Carnivora; Mustelidae. The record is from RefSeq and is a predicted model, not a curated record.